Messenger RNA from Sebastes umbrosus (honeycomb rockfish), 4889 nucleotides. RefSeq names its product mitotic deacetylase associated SANT domain protein a (gene mideasa). The transcript has 13 exons. Gene Ontology annotation, cellular component: transcription regulator complex; histone deacetylase complex. The coding region runs from base 943 to 4200 and encodes 1085 amino acids. NCBI's taxonomy places the organism in Eukaryota, Metazoa, Chordata, Actinopteri, Perciformes, Sebastidae. Gene Ontology annotation, biological process: negative regulation of DNA-templated transcription; regulation of transcription by RNA polymerase II. Gene Ontology annotation, molecular function: transcription corepressor activity. The record is from RefSeq and is a predicted model, not a curated record.
UGGGAGUGGCCAGACAAUCGGAUUGGAUAACAGGAUGUUGAGUUGAUCUGUUUUGGGGUGAGGCGGUGCGUUCAGGGGGUGCACAACUUUUUCUGCGUGUUUGCGCAGUUUUCGCAGCCUUUCACUCAAUCUGGAUGAACCAAAGCGCAGCGAGGUAAACCUGCAGGAGCAGGAGCAGCGCAGAGACGCGCUCACAUCAGCGGAAAUACCACCGGAGCAGGCCGCUGCACAGACACCCAACCUCUCUCUCUCUCUCUCUCUCUCUCUCUCUCUCUCUCUCUCUCUCUCUCUCUCUCUCUCUCUCUCUCUCUGUGUGGCUCACUGCAGAGAGAAAGUUGUGGACAUUUUUUCCUCUGAAGUGCACGGUUGGGUUUUUUUUGUUGCGGAAACAACUCUGCAACAUUGUAACAUUGUAACAUUCUUUUUUUCAUAUGGACACAACUCUGCAACAUUGCAACAUUGUAUCUAGCAGCGUUCUUAAUGCGCCUCUCCAGCCGCUCCGGACUUUGGAUACAUUAUGUGUUGCUGGGAUUGUAAAGUCGCCUGUUCGCCAUAUUGUGCGCAGUGAAACUCGAGUUGAGGAAAGUUGUCAAACAGAGUUAUGACAUUUGCUGCGCACGAUCCCGUCAUGGAGCUGCAUGACUUUGAUCGGAACCAGAGUGGCUCCAUGGAGCUGGCCAUGGAGAGAUCCGUGCGCCAUUGAUCAGGUCCGGCACCAUAAAGAGGAUGAGAAGAAAGGACAACAAACGUCAGAUUUGAUUGUGGAAGGAGGGUUGCAUGCUCCCCACCCUGCACUUUCCUUUGGGAUUUAUAUUUCCUCCCAAAUACCUCGUGUAUACACACAGAACUCCUCAACCACAGGCAGUGAAAGCACACUACAGAGGCAUUUGCACGCUCAGAGAUCAAGAUUGAGACUCUAACAUUACAUUUUAUAACAUUACUAUGAGUCUUCCUCCUCAAGCGAAUGCUGACAAGAGCGGCAAGCUUCGGGCUGCAGCCAUGAAAGAGCCUGUGCAGCAUUCAGGGGACGUUUAUUAUGGUAUGGGACCUCCGGUGUUAGAGCCGAGCCACAGCGACUCUGCUAGCAGCUCUGGCGUUUACAACCCCGAGAAAGGGCCCCAAAGUCUACUGCACUACCAACAGGCGCCUCCAGUAAAGUGGAUGCACCAGGACUCCGUGCAGGCCCCCGGCUGGUCUCAGGAAGCUCCCGUUCCAGCCUGGGGUCAGAACUUUGGCCCCUAUGUGAGUGGCGUGAACGCCAGAGGUCAGAUGGCCUUCCACAAAGGGGUCCACGAGGGUGUCGCGCUGCCAAUGGCGGGAGAAACCCAACCUGUGGAGGUUUACAGAGAUGCCACCCAGGCUCAAGCUCAGGGAAGGGGGCUCGAGUGGGAGCACGCCGCCGCGGCCGCGAUGCACCAGGCUCAGUUGCAGGCGUAUCAACACGCCCACAAAGGCGUGGAGCUCCAGGGUCAGCCCCACGUGCCUCCUCACACUCUGCAGGGGUCCAUGCUGCAGCCCUUCCAGACCACAUUUAGGCCCAGCAAGCAGCAGUUUUCAUCAGGUUAUUACUCUGUUUUUCCAGGCAACAAGGGAAUGCCAAGUGUGGCGUACGCCGAGCAACCUAAAAUGCAACAACAGAUGCUUCAACAGAUGCAGCAGCAACAGAUGCAUCAUCAUCACCAGCAGCAGCAACAACAACAGCAACAGCAGCAGCAGUUGCAGCAGCAGCAGCAGCAGCAGCAACAGCAUCAACUCCAGCUGCAACAGCGGCAACAUUUGCAGCAACAGCAGCAGCAACAAAUACAACAGCGUCAAAUACAACAGCAGCAAAUGCAGCAGAUGCAGCAGCAGUAUCACCAGCAGCACAUCCAGGAGCGACAGCAACAAAUUCAGCAAAUGCAACAACAGCAACAACAGCAGCAGCAAGUGCAGCAACAGAAGGUGCCGCAACAAGAUGCAACGCCACCACCGGUGCAACCGAAACAGCAACAAACCCAAAACAUUGUGGCUUUUCAGCCUCCUCAGCCGGGUCCUCCUCAGCCGGGUCCUCCUCAGCCGGGUCCUCCGGACGCCGCGCCUAAAAAGGAGGAUGUCCAGUCAGUGGCGCCGCAGCAGGCAGAGGCUCAAACCCACGAUGCAUCACCCGUACCUGAUCCGUGCCCCGAAAAGGUCGCCACAAAUCCCGCAGAGCCUUCAGAUGCGACGCUGGCUGCCCCCCGGCGUUCACGACGCCUUUCCAGAGACGGGCAGUCCCCGCUGGGACCCCCUUCGACAAACAUCUGGUCUCAAGCGUCCAAAGAUCCUCCGCCAUCCCAGAACGGAGUAGCGGGCGCUCAGGCUGUGAAAGGAGGGGAGGUGACAACAGGAGGCGUAAUCCGUAGGAGACGGAGGGCGUCUAAGGAGAUCAACCUGGAGACUCUGGCCCAGAAGGCGUCAGAAAUGGAGUCCCUGCCGGCUAAAAUGAUCAAGCAGGAAGACGGUUCCGUCAGACAGGCCACCAUGGUGCCUCUGGUUAUCCCAGUAUCGGUGCCCGUACACAGGAGUCAUACGGAUGCUCAGGGUAACUGGAUUCUCGGACGACAUGGCCUGGGCGAGCGGCCUGCAGGACACUCCGAUCGUAAACCGUCUGUCAUCGUGGCUCGUCGGCGAUCGCUCAGAAACAACAUGAGUGAGAGCUCUGGCCAGGACGGGGAAGACGAUCCCGGGCCGGACGACGAUGGAAAAUCCAAAUUUAAGCGCCGACCUCGUCCCGAGCCGCUCAUCAUCCCUCCUCACAAACCCUCCACCUUCAUCCCUCCAUCCCUCUACUCCAGCAUCACCUCCUACCAGAGCAACCUGCGCUCUCCGAUCCGCCUGCCGGAACACCCCCUCAACCUGCCGCCGUACACGCCUCCACCCAUCCUGUCUCCCGUACGCGAGGGCUCGGGGCUCUACUUCUCCGCCUUCCUCACCAACAUGGCCGUGAGCAACCAAAUCCUGCCACCCCCGCCUACGCCCAAAUCUGCAUCACGCAGUCUGUUGCGCUCCACGAGUUCAGAUAUCACACCUCCUGUUCUACCGUUAAUGACUGAUGCUACUCCUGCGAGCCUUGAACCACGUAUCAACAUCGGACUACGGUACCAGGCGGAAAUCCCAGAGUUACAGGAUCAACCUUCCUCCCAGUUUGACGUGCACAAGGCGAACCUGGUCUGGCUCCCUGUGGAGGUCUCCCACCUCAAACACGGCGACCAAGAGAGCAUGGAGGAUCUGAUGAACAUGGCUUGUUGCAGUGUGCUCAGGGGCGGAGGAACCAACCAGGAGCUGGUUUUACACUGUUUACAUGAAUGUGGAGGUGAUCUCCUGGAAACGCUGGGACGGUUGAUGUUUCAGGACCCGGUUUUACCUCAAGGUCACCACCUGGCAGGUUAUCACUACUCAGGCUCCGACUGCUGGACUGCAGAAGAGAAGCGCUACUUCAACAAGGGCAUCUCUGCCUACAGGAAGGACUUCUUCAUGGUGCAGAAACUGGUGCAGACGAAGACGGUGGCUCAGUGUGUGGAGUUUUACUACACGUUCAAGAAACAGGUCAAGAUCGGCCGCAACGGGAUUUUAACCUACGGCCCUCCAGAUUCCCCGAUGGAGAAGCACACGGAGUCCGUGGUGGACGUUAAGAGUUCACAGCAGGCAAAAUUCAAUCAAGGAGAGACGGUUGGAGACGACAGGAGGGAUGUUUCUUACGAGAACAGCAACCAGGCGAGGAUCGCUCGGUCACUACAGGCUCAUGACUACGCCGGGACAGUGCUGGUGAUCAAAGAGGAGGCUGUGAAUAAGGAGGCUCACCACCCGUCAGCACCUCACAGGCCUCCGGCCGAGCCUGCAGCGAGGAAGAGCAGAGCGCCAGCGAAGCCCCCGCCGGAUCCUGACGCAAUAUUUCCGUGCAAGAAAUGUGGCAGGGUGUUUUAUAAAGUGAAGAGUCGGAGCGCCCACAUGAAGAGUCACGCGGAGCAGGAGAAGAAGGCCGCAGCGCUGCGUCAGAAAGAGGAGGAAGAGCAGGCGGCGGCGGAAGCUCGGGCCAGGAAGGCGGCAGUAGUGGCGGCGGCGGCAGUGGCGGCGACUGUUAAUCAGGGAGGAAAUGGGAACGGAGUGACAGAGGACGCGGAGGGAAGCAGCCAGGAAGAGUCAUCUGAGGGAGAGGAUGAGAAAGAUGAAGACUGGCACUGAGAGAAACCAGAGAGAAGAUGGACUGAUGGGUGAAAAGAGGGUCGAGAUGGAGGUCAAAUCAAAAGAUGGCGGGAUGAAAACAAGACGUCCUGCCUCACGGAGAGCAGAAUACAGACAAUCAGAGCUUCCUGUUAAUCUUCACACUCCUUCCUUGUGACCGUCAUCAUCAUCAGUCACACACAUUUUGUACUUUUUAAAUAUUCAGAGGAAGUUUAUUUUUUUUGUAAAUGCACUUACGCUUCUGCUUUUGCCAAUAUUGCCUUUUUUAUAUCCUUUAUUUAAUUGAAUAUACGUCAAAAUAUUACACAUUUUCAUCGCGUGGACUUACACGAUAUUUCAUGAGAUAAUCAGGAUGCCUGUUUAGCAAUAAAACAUCACGAUCAAAUCACUUAACAGUAGCAGCCCUUUUAAAUAAAAGAGAGCAAGAGCUUGUAUUUAUCGUUUUCUUAAGAAAAAACUGAAUGCUGAACUUUUGCAGAUUUCCAUCAGAUUUUUUAGGUCGGUUGCACACUUAUUUUUACAACGUAAGGGACCUUUUUUGAAAUUAAUAUGUACAAAAAAAGUAUAUAUGAGAUGGCCAUAUAUUUAUGAUACUGCAUUUUUUGCAAUGAUUUUUUUAGUAAUAUAAAAACUAAUCAGCUGCAAUAAGACUUAUGUGAAUUGAAAAGUUUAUUAAAAUCUCUACUGUA